AUGUCCCACUACCAAGGUAAAUCCCUUCAGGUGCCGUCCUACAACCAUGAUGGUCCGGGUGACGAGGAUGGUCGCCACAGCCGCAGUGGUUCCGUUUACUCCCAGCACGACUCUGCGCGCGGCUCUGUCCAUGGUGGUUCCCAUCCUCCCUCGGAUGCAGGUCCUCCUCAUUCGAAAUCUGCGUCUCGUCCGACUAGUGAGGCGGGCAAGCCGCCCACUGCUCCUGGUAGUGUCCAGGGUUCUACUGGCGACGUUGCGACUGUCGGCCAGGGCGGCAAAUGGCCCGCCGCACAUGGCUUUGACCCUGCUCGCGACCGUGAUCCGAGCAAGGAGCAUGCUAUGAGCGGAAAUAACAACUUCAACAAGAAUCUUGAGCUGCCUCCUGAGGCCUAUGUCACAAAGCUCGAGACUCCAUUUGCUAGGCGCCCGGGAAUGGGUAGCCUUGGCAAGAAGAUCACUCUGCAGUUGAACUACUUUCCAAUUCUUAGGAUGGAGCUUCCAGACAUUUAUCUCUACGAUCUGUCGAUCAGUCCGACUCCCCUUAAACCCGAGCAGGUAAUCAAGAAAUGCUGGAAUACCCCUACCUGGCAGGCAAAGAUCGGCAGCACCCGCUCGCCUUGGAUCUUUAACAAGCGCAACCUCGCGUGGUCCACCCACAAGACCGAGGAUGGAGGCAUCCGCGCUCUUCUGGAUCUUGAUGCUGAGUAUGGUCGCACUGGCGGUCGUGCCGCAAACAAGUUCAACUUCUCAGUCAAGCCAGUCGGCAGCAUCACUAUGGACUCUCUCCGCUCAUAUCUACAGGGCAAGAUUGCUUUUAACACCCAUAUCUUGGAGUGUCUCAACUUUCUUGACCAUGUCCUGCGCGAGGGUCCCUCCCAGAAGAUGAUUCCCAUCAAGCGGAACUUCUAUUCAAAGUCGCGCCACGCUACACCCAUGGGUGAUGGUGUCAUCGAGGUCCUGAAGGGUAUCUUUGCUUCUCUUCGCAUGUCUCAGGUAAGCAAAAGAUUCUCACUGAAGUCUGGUCGACGAAUAAUGCCAAUACUAAUACGCAAACAGUCGAUCAAUGACGGCAAGUUUGGCCUAGGUAUCAACGUAGACGUUGCCAACACUUGCUUCUGGGUUGCGCAGAACUUCGAGGAUCUUGUGCGCAAUUAUCUGGGCUCAGUGGACCGGCGGUGGUCCGGUGUUCCUGUCAACCAGCUCGCCACCCUGCUUCAGCCUGUCAUGCCCCCGGGAAAAACUAAGAUGCAGGUACAGCCCUCGCCAGCUUUUACGGCCCUCCGUAAGCUGGCCAAGAUCAAGUUCACCGUGAGGCAUCGCGGCAAGACUGAAGACCACAAGAUUUACACAGUGAAGCGGUUUUCCUUUGAUCCCAGCUAUGGAGAGGAAGGCUCCAAUGCAAAGACUGUGAAGUUCUCCAAGCGGGAUGGUACCACCAUCUCGGUCUAUGAUCACUUUCAAAAGCAGUACAAUGUGCGCCUCAAUCACUGGAAGCUGCCUCUUAUCGAGACCACCCGCGAUGGCUUCUUUCCUAUGGAGGUAUGCACUGUUGAGCUCUACCAGCGGUACAACUACAAACUUGACCCGGAUCAGACAGCCAAGAUGAUUAAGUUUGCUGUUACCCGCCCCGCACAACGUGCUAGCGACAUUAUGGCCAACGUUAAUGAGCUUCGUUGGAAUGAGGACCCCUACCUGAAGCACUUCAAGAUACAGGUCUCACAGACCAUGGAGACUGCGCCUGCACGUGUGAUCCCCAACCCUGAGAUCCAAUACAAGGGAUCCAAGGUAAACCCAGGCGUAGCCGGUCGGUGGGACUUGCGCGGCAAAGUCUUCUCGGAAGCUGGAACUAUGCCCCUCCAAUCUUUUGGCGUUGUCAUCAUCGACAAUUGUGUUGACAAGGCUGGAGUCGAGACAUUCAUGAAGAACUUCCUCAGUGUCUUCAAGGCACAUGGAGGUAGAAUCGCCCCGAACGCUAAGCCAGUCGUUCUUACAUGCUCGUCGGUCAGCAUGAAUCUAGGCCAGGUUGUAGAGACAGCCUACCAGGCAGUUGGAAAUGCCAACAAAGCUCAUCCUAACUUGAUUUUCUUCAUUCUUCCAAACAAGAGCAGCAUCAACUACGAGCGCAUCAAGAAGUCAGCUGACUGCCGCUACGCCCUUGUCACUCAAUGUAUGCAGGCUGCACAUGUACGCAAGAACCAGGCGCAGUACUGCUCCAAUGUCGCCAUGAAGGUGAAUGCCAAGCUGGGUGGACAAACCUGCAAGGUUGCCACUGCUUUCAAGAAGCCUACCAUGAUGAUCGGCUGUGAUGUUUCUCAUGCGGCUCCUGGCGCACAGCAGGCUUCCAUGGCUGCUAUUACCGUAUCCAUGGACAAAGACUGCGCUCGCUAUGCUGCGGCUGUGGAGACGAAUGGUUAUCGUUGUGAGAUCCUUCUUCCACAGAAUGUCCGUGGCAUGUUCGGCCCUCUUAUUGAGCGUUGGUGCAAAACGAUGCGCUGUGCUCCAGAGCACGUGUUUUAUCUCCGCGACGGUGUUUCUGAGGGUCAAUUCGCUCACGUCAUGGCCUUGGAGGUUGCUGAACUGCGGAAGGUCCUCAAUAAAGUCGGCAACAACAACCCGAAGAUCACAGUCAUAGUUGCCACCAAGCGUCACCACAUUCGCUUCUUCCCCAAGCCUGGCGAUUCAUCUUCUGGUGACAGAAAUGGCAAUGCUCUCCCAGGCACUGUAGUCGAACGUGUAGUGACCCAUCCGUUCCACUACGACUUCUAUCUUUGCUCACACGUUGCCAUCCAAGGCACGGCGCGCCCGACUCACUAUCAGGUGAUCCACGACGAAGUUGGCUACAGCCCAGACGAGCUUCAGAAAAUGCUGUACCAGCAGUGCUAUCAGUAUGCUCGCUCAACCACGCCCGUAUCGCUGCACCCCGCGAUUUACUAUGCACACUUGGCAAGUGCUCGUGGCCGCUGCCAUGAGAACACCGCAUCUUCAGAGAAGGACCCCAAGACGAAGGCCCAGCCCGGUCAUUUUGCAAAGGGUGGCAACACCGAGAGCAGCCUUCCAAGUCUCACAGAAUCCGUUCCUCUCCUUCCUUGCGGUGCCCAUGGGCAGGCCUUCGCGGGCAACAUGGACCACUUCAAGCACACCAUGUGGUACAUUUGA
Messenger RNA from Pyricularia pennisetigena, 3156 nucleotides. RefSeq lists its product as uncharacterized. The record is from RefSeq and is a predicted model, not a curated record. NCBI's taxonomy places the organism in Eukaryota, Fungi, Ascomycota, Sordariomycetes, Magnaporthales, Pyriculariaceae. The coding region runs from base 1 to 3156 and encodes 1051 amino acids. Gene Ontology annotation, molecular function: protein binding; RNA binding. The transcript has 6 exons.